GAACAAAGUCCCAUGUCUCAAAGCGAUGCCCCUAUAGGCCUGCAAAGCAAUAAUAUAUCUAGAAGGAAAAAUUAUCUUGAAAAAUUAAUGAAAGACACUAAAAGAUUAGCUCCUAAGCUCCCAUCUUUGUCUCA
Molecule: messenger RNA, 134 nt
Organism: Racocetra persica
Lineage: Eukaryota; Fungi; Glomeromycota; Glomeromycetes; Diversisporales; Gigasporaceae
Source: the annotation of a GenBank genome assembly